AAGCCUUUGGGCUGUUGUUCAGGCCGACAAGCGAUUCCAUCGCAUAGGCCUUCCAAUCAUGUUUCGCAGGAUUAUCGUUUCAUCUGUAUCACAGCUCGACGGAUUCCUGGAAAUGCUGAUUCAUUCAUCCUACCCAAGGGGACUAGUCAAGAGCCUGUGGCUGGGCUGGGCUAGUGAUACACUUAUCAAUACCCCGAGUCCCCAGGGUUCGGACGCAGAAUCGGUAAUGGUACUGGACGAAGACGAAGAUAUCUCAAUCGAAGAUAUAGAAGAGCUGUUCAACGACGCCAAGAUAUCCCCUCUCCCGAACGGCAUGAUCCCCAGUAUUCUCGAGGAACGACCAUGGAUCAAAUCCCUCCUGGUUCUCCAUCUUCUCCCCAACCUAGAGGAUCUUAGGAUCGCCUUUUCGACCCCGCGCUUUGAAGGGAUACUGUCUCAAAUGAUGCAGCGUCGGUUGCUAUCAACGAAGCUGAGGGUGGUCAGGAGGACAGCAGUACAGGGGGUCAUCGAUGCGGACGUCCUAGUGCCCUCUUUCCUAUAUCCUUCGGUCACUGAGAUUUAUGGUCAUCGGAUUGUCUCCAGUGAGAUGGAGCUUCAAUGCGACUGGUUACUGCCCCGGGGCACCACCUUUUCCUCGGUCAUCGGCACCUCAAACGUUGACCACAUCGAGCUUCAUGAGUCAAGGCUGGAUACCGAUGUCAUCGAAGGUAUUCUACAGCUACCUCGGGCUCUGAGAACCCUCGUAUACUCGGACGCCGGAACAGAGUAUGAGAGAAUGAAG
Acaulospora colombiana is the source of this 781-nucleotide messenger RNA. The record is from the annotation of a GenBank genome assembly. NCBI's taxonomy places the organism in Eukaryota, Fungi, Glomeromycota, Glomeromycetes, Diversisporales, Acaulosporaceae.